This is a messenger RNA of Dimorphilus gyrociliatus, 1376 nucleotides long. The record is from the annotation of a GenBank genome assembly. NCBI's taxonomy places the organism in Eukaryota, Metazoa, Annelida, Polychaeta, Dinophilidae.
UCACAUGACGUGCAAAAUGGUACUCGAAGAUUGAAUUUUUCUCUCUCUAAAUAAAUUCUAAAUAAAUUAUGGCUACAACUUUGGGAAGGUUUAAAAAUGCCAUGUCUAAGGUAAUCGUAAAUUUUAGCGGACCAGCAAAUGGAGCGGAUAGUUACUCAGAAGCCGAGAAAUAUCUACAAUACUCGAGACCAAAGUUCUUAAACUUGACGGAAGAUGAGGUAAAGGCUUCAGCAGACCAUUCCCUUCGUCCCAUUAUCGUACCUAGAGAAACUGGUCAGUCAACAUCUAACGUCUGUUUCGGUUACGCUGAGUGCAUUAAUGCAGGUAAAAGCGACCUAAAUGAAGACCAAGCUCACGUUGAUAGAAUUCUGAUAUCGCAAUUACCUGAGGAAGAGGGGAGCGGAGAUAAGGAUGAGCCGAUUGAAUGUGAGUAUUUUGGAAUUUUUGAUGGGCAUGCUGGAAGUGGUGCUGCCUUAUUAGCUAGAAAUUUUCUUCAAGAUCAUCUGCAAGAGGAAUUGUGUAAAGUGAAGAGUCUCCUCUUCGCAGAUAGACCUGCCUGCACUUGUCUUGGACCGACGAUUAUAAAGCAUGAUGAUUUGAUUAUUGGUGCCCUCGAGCAAGCAUAUGCUAGGACGGAUGAAAAAAUCAAGCAACUGAGAGCCAGCGGUGGAUGUACGGCACUAGUCGUUUUAAAAUUUAAGAAUGUAGUGUAUGUUGCCAACGCGGGUGAUUCUAGAGCUGUCCUUAUUAGAGGCGACGGUUCCCCGCCAGAAGCUCUUUCAUUCGACCAUACGCCUGACUCAGAACGCAAUAGACUAGAGGAGGUUGCCGCGCUAAAACCCCAUCUAUUGCAUGGUGUGUUCACGGCAGAUUUAUGGCAAAAGAGGCCAUCAGCGAAAGACGUUGGCUCUUGGUUUCUGUGUAAACCAGCUGGCAAGAAGGGCUGGAUAAAAAAAAAGGUUGAAGAAGAAGACUUGAAAAGUCCUCUUAUUUUUGGUAGCGCCAAGAAAGCUAGACUAUUAGCCACAAUAGGCGUUACAAGAGGGUUAGGAGAUCAUUUUCUACAAGUACAAUCUACAGAUAUAUAUAUAAAACCUUUCCUAAGCUCCAAGCCUGAAAUUCGAAAAUUAGAAUUAGAAAAAGACGACCUUAUAGUCAUGGCGACUGACGGUCUUUGGGAUGUCGUUAGUAACCAAAGUGCCGCGGAUAAAAUUAGAAACGUUUUAAAACAACACGAAGAAACUGAUGGUCGUCGAUAUAAUGCUCUAGCUUUAGAACUAGUCAUGCAGGCUCAAAAUGCCGAUGUCUCUCCAACUGGACAGCUAUCGCUGGACGAUAUAAGCGUCUUUGUAGUUCCCAUGGACAGUGCCAUUUAA